AUGGAAAUUUGGCGGAACACCGAGCUGACAGUAAACCCAGAGAAACACAUGACACAUUUGACACAUGUUGCUGACGAUACGACCGCAGAGCAUGCUGCAACCAACCAAGGGACACCGACAAAGACGCCCAUUCAGCGAACCAAACACAACGAACUUCAGAAGAAGCAGUCGCAGCCGAGCAAGGACCCCCAAUCUACGCCCUCGAAAUCGAAGCCAUGCAAAGACGAGGUCAAAAAGAGACAUGAAGAAGCGCGGUUGAUACGGGACACGAAUCCAGACCGGUUCAAGCCCCGUCUCCCCAGCGCUCAAAUCAUCCGAGAUGGAGUCUCAGAACACGCCAUCAAACCCACAGUGGCUGCCUUUGAGAAGAAUCAUGUUGCCGGACAAAGAUUCACAUUCAAGAAAAGCUCAAACCAGGAAUACGAGGGGGGCACGUAUUCAUUGACAGAGCUGCAGGAAGGAGCCGUAACGUCGGAACUCAGGCACCGAGGCAUCAAAACCGACAAGCAACGUGAGAACUUCUGGCACAACCUUACCAUCAAGUUCUCAGAAAUAGCAGGCUCUUCAGUCCCAUUGCUCAGCGCGAGAGUUAAGGCCUACGAAGUUUUCGUGGAGGAAGCGCUCCGCAAUGAUGAUGGGAAAAGGCGAAAAUCUCGAAGGAAGGCUGAAAAAAGGAGGCUCAAGAUGGAGAAGACAAAGAAGCACGAGCUUCCCCAGGGUAUCAACGCAUUCUUGAUCCCGGGAGGCACCGACGACGAGGACUCGGGUUCGGAUUCAGAUUUUGAUAGCCAAGAGCUGAUUGAAAAGGUACGAGCUAUGGAUAAAGGGCGAAGAUCUGGUGGAGGAACAAGCUGUGGAAAGAAGUAUCGAUCGUAG
Fusarium coffeatum is the source of this 876-nucleotide messenger RNA. RefSeq lists its product as uncharacterized. The coding region runs from base 1 to 876 and encodes 291 amino acids. The transcript has a single exon. The record is from RefSeq and is a predicted model, not a curated record. Lineage: Eukaryota; Fungi; Ascomycota; Sordariomycetes; Hypocreales; Nectriaceae.